GAUGGAUACCAAAGAACAAGGUCUCCACAGAAGGCAGAGGAGACGAUGGGGAGGCUGGGCAACGCCGGCAAUGCUCCAAGGACCAACCAUUCGACUCAUCCCCACCCUUCGGGCGACGAUCCAUGGAUCAGCCAUUUCUGCCAUCCCCAUCCUCUCGAGCUCACGUCUCUGGAGCAGGCGCUGACCCCGACGAUCUGCGCUGGUUGCGCCUCUCCGGCCGCCGGAUGUGUCUACUCUUGCAAGGCAUGCAACUACGUCUUGGACGUCUCCUGCGCCAAGAUGCCGCGGCGCAUCCGCCAUCCCGCGCAUCCGCACUCCGUCAACCUCUUCGCCACGCCCCCUUCCAAAGACGGCCCUUCCAACUGCGACGCGUGCGGCCGCAGCAGCAGCGGCUUCACGUUUUACUGCGAUCCCUGUGGCUUCCGGUUGCACUGUCAGUGCGCCGCCAAGCCGCUCACCAUCAACCAUCGCACGCACCCUCACCCUCUCAACCUCAUCUUCUCUCCUCCUUACGAGGACAAGGGGUUCUCGUGUGAUAUCUGUGGGGACGCGGGCUUGAACCACUGGCUCUACCGCUGCGCGGCCUGCGAAUUCGAUGCCCAUAUCGGGUGUGCGACGGGUGGGACUUUGCAGCCUCUGGCGCGAACUCCGACGACACAGCAACAGGCUCCAGCGCGAACACCAAAACCACAGCAACAGGCUCCUGCGCGAACACCUACGCCACGGCAGCAGCAGGCUUCGCCGAGGCCAUCUGCGCCACUGCAGCAGGCCUCGCCGAGACCAUCUACGCCACAGCAACAGGCAGCGCGAAGGCCACGUACGUCGCAGCAACAGGGCCCGCGGCUACCGACAUCGCAGCAACAGGGUUUUCAGAGGCCAUUUGCGCCACAGCAACUGGCUCCACCGCUGUCACUGUUGCCUCCGGGACUACUGCAGCCACUGCGGCCACUGCUGCCGGGACUACUGCAGCCACUGCGGCCACUGCUGCCACCAGGACUACUGCAGCCACCGCGGCCACUGUGGACGCAGCCGCCACAGAUGAACCAGGCGACUCAGGGAUCUAACAAUAGCGUGGAACAGCAAAACGGUGAAGGUACUGGAAGCAGAGAACAGCAGAACGGCGAAGGCACCAAAAGCGAAGAACAUCACAACGGUGAAGGCACUGAAAGCGUUGAACAUCAUAACGACGAAGGCGACAUACCCGACACAACUGGUGAAGAAGACGGCGACGUCGGUGGUAGCAGCUCCGGCUAUCACUGGAAUCAAGAUGGCUGCGACGAUGGAUCAGAUUGGAUGAUGACUCAAGAUGGAGGUUACGAUGAAUCAAGUUCGGUGCCGGAGGAUUCCUUUGGGGGAUCCGAUGAGUCUUACGAAGUGAACAUGGAGGUGACGUUUGAGCUAUAGUAUGGUCGAAUUUGUGUGUGUGUUUGUGUGUUCUUGAUGUUCUUGAAAGGACCUUUUUCUAGAUUUUGCCAUAAAUGUGAGACUUUAUGUUCUGUUCUGUUCUCUUCUCUGGCAAUUCAUUCUGGAGCUAUCUUUGUUGCACUUGUUUCAUCUUUCUAAUAAGACUCUGUUGGAUGGUUUGAAAGAAAA
Musa acuminata AAA Group (dessert banana) is the source of this 1593-nucleotide messenger RNA. RefSeq lists its product as uncharacterized. The record is from RefSeq and is a predicted model, not a curated record. The coding region runs from base 46 to 1404 and encodes 452 amino acids. Lineage: Eukaryota; Viridiplantae; Streptophyta; Magnoliopsida; Zingiberales; Musaceae. The transcript has a single exon.